UAUUUAUUGCUGGUCAUGCACACACACAGAAAUCACCAUUGAGAACAAACAAUGUCCCGCAGAAACACUUCAUGAGCACAAAUCCACAGCAUGAGCCCGCUGUUAUUGCACUGGAAGGCAGACUAAUAGCUCCUCUGUCCUCAGCUGAACUGUGGAGGCGACCAAAGGAAGAGGUUUACACAGGAAAGGAAUUAUAAUUACACCUUCAUUCAUUAAAUGCUCUGCUCCGCACACGCCCACUUUGGAGAACAUCAACAGAUCUUAACGUUGUUUUAACUGGUAUUGUCCUCACCUCACCUCUGCUGGCCUACCAGAUACAUUUGAAUAGGGGUAUACUCAAGGUUGAGUUUGCUAUUUUAAGUCCACAAUGAAGCCAGUUCGCAAAUUAAAACAUUUUAUAAUGCUUCAAGUAAGUUUUGUCGAUGCAAUGCUGUCUGCCAGUCCGUCCAGUCUUUGGGGAAUUUGUUCUUCUUGAGAUUUCUGUAAAUCCAUGCAAAGUGGUUGUAUUGACAUAAAUAAUCCUGUUUACAAACACAUGCUUUGUAGAAUGUGGAGCAUGUAUAGGCUGCUGUAAGGUUUAGGUACACGGCUGAAAGUUGGUUAAGAAUGGAAGUGUUUGUGUGGCAGCAGUCACACUCGUCACAUGUUUAGACAGGAAACACUCCAUAACAAUGUGUUAAAUACAAGGUUAUAAAUAUGUGUUUGCAAUAGUGUAUUUAUAAUAAACUGUUGAGGUGUUAUUGAUGUAUUACUUUCAAUACACAGUUAUUCAAACCUUAACCUAGUACUACCAGUUGAAUAAGCAUUAAGAAGAGCUACAUGGAUGACCCAUACACUAAAAUGAUUACAGUGUUACAGGAACAUCAACAUGUUAUCCUUAAAUGUGUUUUUAACAGUUUUCCUCUAAAUGCAUGCAGUUAGAUUUCAUUACAUUCUAGUGUGUUUGCCCCUAAACUAUCGAAGGUUAUGAACUAUAAACUGAGGAGUAUAAGUAUAAAUAGGUAUUCAUUUGAAAUUAUUUCACUUUAUAUUAUUUUGUUAAACCUGUGCAAUUGCUAAUUCCUCAGUUUGUAAGAUGAAUUAUAGUUGUAAAAGAGUUUGACAAAACAUAAUAAUGUGCAGGAUAUUGGUAAUACCUUCCAAUGUUUGCUAAGCAUAUCUUCUUAUAUUUAGUCUGGAAUAGAAAGUACAUAUAACAACAUGUAUCAAUUUUUGUGUCCAAUAGAAGGGAUCAAAUGUAGACAGAAUAUUUGUGCAUGGCUGGUUAAAUGCACAAACCUCUGAAACGGAUUUUGUUGUAGCAAUAAUAAAAAAUACUUCGUAGCAGUUAGAAAUGUUUGACUUAUUGGAUGUUAAUGCAGUAUCACUAUUGAAAUCCCGUGUACUUUUAGGAUUCUUGUUUUGAAGUUUGUAUCUUGAUGGUUGAAUGCACUUUGCUUUGGAUAAUCCGUUUAAUAAUUCAUACUUAAAAAUGUAAAGAAGACUGAAUGUAUAGGCCUAUUCUUUUUAAUCGAUAUGGUUGAAAACAGGAGUAAUGUUUUUGAGGCUUUUAUUAAACGGGAAAAUAAUAUAAUGACAAAAUAGUUCAUAUUCAAACUAAAGUUAAGCGUCAUUUACACAACAAUUACUCAAAUCAUAAAACACAAGCUGUCUUUCUUUCGUGUGCUUACUCCCAGAAUCACGGUUGGAUUUAAACAUCCUCAGUUUUAAUUCGUGCAAUCGUCAAAUAAUAGCCUGUGUAUGUUUUAUAACAGUUUGCCUGUGAGUCUCUUAUCUCCUUGCGUCUUUCCGCACAAUGGCGCUGGAGCGCGCAAAGGGUUAAAAGGGGGCUCCCAGCAAUCCUUUUAACAGGCAGGUGCCCCGCCAGCGCCAGCCCAAAGUGCACCACUGUAAAGCUUCUUCCAGCAUCUCAGGAGCAACUCAUAUCUGUCAUGAUGCGAGUCAUGUUAGCGGCGAUGGCUGCAGAUCGUUAGAAUAAAUAGAGCAUCUCCAAACCGGAUCAGCUGACACACGGCGUCCUGCCUCGCAGACUCACACACGUGUGAUGCGCUCUUGACUUCUGCCAUCGUUUUCACUAACUUUUAUAAUCAAAGACUUUUACUGCUGGAUCACAGAAACCUUUAACUAAAAACUGUUCCGCGCUGACGGAGCUGUGUCCCGCUCUGGAGAUGUGGUGGAUGCUGUUUCCACGCUGGAUCUGGUUCCUGGUGUGUGUGUCAGUGUGGUGUGUCAAUGUCGGAGUUCUGCCGCAUAUCACCUACUCACACCCGGGGAUCUGCCCCAAUGACAUGAACCCUAACCUGUGGGUGGAUGCCAUGAGCACCUGCACCCGAGAGUGUGUAUCUGAUCAGGAGUGUGAAUCCUUUGAAAAGUGUUGCCAGAAUGUUUGCGGGAACCGGAGUUGUGUGGCAGCCCGUUAUCUGGACGGGAAGAAAGGCCCCAUGGGAAUGCCAAAGGAGGCCUCCUGCGCCAGCUUCAUGUGCAACCAGCAGGGCUCUGAGUGCGACAUCUGGGACGGCCAGCCGGUGUGUAAGUGCCGGGACCGCUGCGAGAGGGAACCGCACUUCACCUGUGCCUCUGAUGGCAUGACCUACUACAACAAGUGCUACAUGGACGCAGAGGCUUGCUCCAAGGGCAUCAGCCUGGCUGUGGUCACCUGCCGCUUCCACCUCACCUGGCCCAACACCAGCCCCUCGCUGCCCCAGGCCACCACUCUGCGCCCAACCACUGCUCCUCUUCCGGUGACCCCCCCCACUCCCACCGAGCCUCAGCCUCCCAUGGUUGUCAGCAGCCCGGUUCACCAGACCGUCAAAGUGGGCGACACCGCCAGCUUCCUGUGUGACGUGACAGGCCGCCCCCGACCUGAGAUCAGCUGGGAGAAGCAGCUGCCGGAGGGGCUGGAGAGGGUGGCCAUGAGGCCCAAUCACGUGUGUGGGAACAUGGUGGUCACCAACAUCGGGCAGCUGGUCAUCCACAACACGCAGCCGCAGGAUUCAGGCGUCUACAUCUGCACCGCUCAGAACCCCUCUGGAUCUGUGAAGGUCAACAACCCGCUCUCUGUCCUGCCCACAGAGCCACCCAAGACCCCUGACCCAGGGAACGUGACCCACUGCCUGUCUGAAGAGUGUCUAAAACCGCCUGAUAACCCAGAGGAUUGUGGGAGCGAGAUGGAGAGAGUCAGCUGGUACUACGAGUCCAAGACCAACAACUGCUUCUCCUUCACCCACUGCCACGGCAGCAACAGCCCGCAGCCCAGGAAGAUGUUGGAGACGUACGAGGAGUGUAUGCAGUGCUGCGGCCCCGAGCUGGCCGGUCCCUGCGGCCUCCCCAGUCUGCAGGGCCCCUGCAAGGCCUACGAGCCGCGCUGGGCCUACAGCAGCACCCUACUGCAGUGCCAGUCCUUCAUCUACGGAGGCUGUGAGGGCAACAACAACAACUUUGAAUCCAAAGAAGCCUGCGAGGAGAUGUGCCCCUACCCGAAAAACCACCACUGCAAGGCCUGCAAGCCGCGGGGCAAGAUGGUGACGAGCUUCUGCCGCAGCGACUUUGUCAUCCUGGGCCGCAUGACAGAGCUGACGGAGGAGACGGACUCGGGCCACGCCCUCGUGACCGUGGAGGAGAUCCUAAAGGACGAGAAGAUGGGUCUCCGGUUCUUUGGCAAGGAGCCUCUGGAGGUCACCUUCCUCAACAUGGACUGGAACUGCCCCUGCCCCAACAUCACGGGCGCUGCCGCUGAGGGGCAGGUCAUCAUCAUGGGCAACGCCAACGACGGCAUGGCAGUGCUUCAGCCGGAGAGCUACGUGGGCGCUUCAAGCCCGCGACGUGUACGGAAGCUGAGGGAGGUCAUCUCCAAGAACACAUGUGACAUUCUUAAAGCGAUCACCAACAGCCCGCAGUAGGGUCAGGGUUAGGGACAUAAUGUUAGACUGCAACAUCCUGUUCUCUAUGGAACAUUCAUGCAGUGAUGUUUUUUAGGAGUUCCUCAUGUCCGAGAUCCUUGUCUCAUGUUCUGUGUCUUAUAUGUGUGUCUGCAGAGCUUUUGUUAUGUCAUUGGUUGAUUGAAUUACCAUGUACUGUAUGCAACACAAGAGACAUCCUUCAUGAUCCUCUCGCUGCCUUAAUCUCCCAGACUCAGAGGUCCUCCAUGCCCUCUCCUGCCUCCAGCAGAAAUGGACGUUGCAGACCUGCAUUGAAGCAAAAAACAGACCAGUUGAGUUUGAUCUUAUGGACAUGAUUUAGGUGUCACAAAUCUUUUGAUUCUUUCAUUUGCUAACAGUAUUUCCACUUUCUUCACACAUGUACCCAUUAUUUCUUACUUUUUGAAUGUUGGUGUAAAUGCAUCCAUAAACCUGUCCAGGGGUUUGCACAAGCAGUGAAACAGGGUCGAUUUGGAUCAUCCAAAGUUGUAAUAUAUUUGAUUAACCAUUUUACCACAUUUUCUGACGGUGAGUCAUUUAUUUUUUUAUCUUGCUUUAACUUCUUGGAUA
Molecule: messenger RNA, 4487 nt
Organism: Notothenia coriiceps (black rockcod)
Lineage: Eukaryota; Metazoa; Chordata; Actinopteri; Perciformes; Nototheniidae
Product: WAP, Kazal, immunoglobulin, Kunitz and NTR domain-containing protein 2-like
Exons: 2
Coding region: 2169-3899 (576 amino acids)
Biological process (GO): transforming growth factor beta receptor signaling pathway
Cellular component (GO): extracellular region
Molecular function (GO): serine-type endopeptidase inhibitor activity; receptor antagonist activity; transforming growth factor beta binding
Source: RefSeq, a predicted model, not a curated record